Molecule: messenger RNA, 1530 nt
Organism: Cyclocybe aegerita
Lineage: Eukaryota; Fungi; Basidiomycota; Agaricomycetes; Agaricales; Hemipholiotaceae
Source: the annotation of a GenBank genome assembly
AUGCCAGUGGAAGUCGAGAUGAACGAGAAAGUCUCAAUAAAUCUAGCCGUCACAUCCUUUGCCGUCAUUUCUGUUGAUCUACUCUCACAAUUUCGAGUCACCUCCGCCAUGAGCAAGCGGCCUCCCAACGAGGUCGAAAGUCGGCUGCAUCAGGCUGCGCUCGCCUCAUCGAAGAAAGAGCUCACAGCGAAGCAAGCAGAAUCCAUUGUACCAGACGCUACCGCACGACAGAAUGCUCUGAAUUUCCUUCUCGCUGUGGGCCUCUUCAAGGGCCUCAAAAGCUCUUCGGGCCAUGUCUCGUUCAGGGCGGUUAGCGAAGAGGAAAUCACCGCGACGAAGGGUUUGACUGGCGAGGAAAAUCUUGUUUUGGGUCAUAUCAAAAGUUCUGGAAAUGAGGGCAUUUGGACGAAGCACCUAAAGGCUAAAACAAGUCUUCAUCAAACUGUUAUCGAUCGCUGUCUGAAGACGCUGACACAAAAACGACUGAUAAAACGCGUCCAGUCAGUACAGCACAUUACACGCAAAAUUUACAUGUUGGAAGGCCUGGAACCCUCAAUCGCGCUCACGGGAGGACCGUGGUACACGGAUAACGAGCUGGACACCGAGUUUAUUCAGAAUUUGACGGAUGCAUGCUAUAAAUUGAUCAGCGACAUUAGCUUUCCUAAACGUCGCAACGGUGCCGAAGGAGUCCUUUAUCCCAUUUCUCAUGCACCGCAAUACCCGACUGCCGAGAACAUUCGAGCGUCGCUGAGGAAAGCAAGGCUUACAGAAACAGAAUUGACUGUGGAACACGUCGAAAUGCUCUUAAAUGUUCUCAUUCUAGAUGGGAAAAUAGAAAAGAUCCCUGCUUUUGGAAGUGCCCUCUGGAAUUCGGAUGCCAUCGGAGAUGGUGACGAGUCCGAAGAUGGAAAAUCAUCGCAAAAGAAAAAACGGAAAAAGAGGACAGACGACGACUCUGACCAGGACGAUUUACGCUCAAAACGCAAAAAGAAGAAACACUCCACGAGCGACGAGGAAAGCGACUCUGAUGAGGAACCUUCACGGAAGAAACGAGAACGAUCUAAAGGCAAGGUCGAAUCAGAUUCUGAUACCCAUUCCGAAGUCGAGGUGAAGAAGAAAAAGAAAAGAAAGAAAAAGAAAGAGGUUUCCUCGGAUUCGGAAGGCUCGUCAGAGGAAGAACGUUCCCGCAAGAAGAGCAAGAAAAAGAAGAAAAAGGCAGCCUCUUCAGAAAGUGAUUCAGCAUCUGAAUCUGAAUCUGAACAACGCACGAAAAAGAAGUCAUUGACGAAAUCGAUGAGGCGUUCACCAUCCCCACACGGAUUUUUUGACUUCGACACCCGCUCAGGUGGUGGCAGCGUUUAUCGCGCUUUGAAGGAGGUCAACUCGGCUUUCGGUUGGACAGAAUCACCAUGCGGUCUGUGCCCGUCAUUUGAAUUUUGCAAAGAUGGUGGCCCUGUCAAUUCUCAAGAAUGCGUGUAUUACGCGAAGUGGUUGGAAGGAGGGACAAUGUUGAACGAGGAGGAAUCAUGA